Molecule: messenger RNA, 3159 nt
Organism: Cynoglossus semilaevis (tongue sole)
Lineage: Eukaryota; Metazoa; Chordata; Actinopteri; Pleuronectiformes; Cynoglossidae
Product: dolichyl-diphosphooligosaccharide--protein glycosyltransferase subunit STT3B
Exons: 16
Coding region: 613-3072 (819 amino acids)
Biological process (GO): post-translational protein modification
Cellular component (GO): membrane
Molecular function (GO): dolichyl-diphosphooligosaccharide-protein glycotransferase activity
Source: RefSeq, a predicted model, not a curated record
AAGCAGUUUCUGUGCAACUUCCGGUCAACUUCUUCCUGCUCCACAUACAGAACUAGACGUUGACGUCCAUUUGUUUUAUGUCGUGUUUGUGCUCUGUCAGCAUUCAACCGCAUUGAAGAAGAACCUUCGGUGGUCAGGUUGCUGUUCUGUCAUUGGUCACUUUGGUUAUCCGUCAAGGAUGUUCUGGAACAGCAUUGGCUGUUAUCCCCGAGCUCUGUCCUUCUUGUUUCUACCUGUCUGGUUGUGAGAGGCUGGCAGGGUUUCCUGCUCCUCGCUCUACUCCCGCCCCUUUAUCCAGCUUCAAGGAAGGAAGACGGAACUACUCGAAACGCAUGUGUCACUUCCACUAUGCUGCAAAUCUGCUGCUGCGUGAAUACACGGGUAAAUUUCUCUGCUUCAGUGCUUGGUAGGAAAUAAGGUACAGUGGUGGCGAACUACAGCUGUGGUUUCGGGGGAUGCGGGUCGCUUAGGGAGGGUUGCAGCGAUUGCUUUCAGAAGUGAAGCGUGGCUUAGAAAAGAAAGAAGAGACCUGAAAGAGAGAGUGUCUUUCUUUCCUGCGCGAAACCAGAUAGCUUGUUUCGGUUGCUUGCCUCGACGGGAUUGACAUAGAAUAUGGCGGAACAUCACCCAGUCGCGGACACCAAACACAAAUCCUCUCUGAACUCUGGUGCGUCGUACUCCGGUAAUGGACGCAGCAGCGGCGGUGGCAGUAGCGCGGCGUUCUCGGACAGAGGGAGCGGUGACGCCGGCGGAGGAGGAGGCGGGCUGUCCGGCGGCCUGUCGCAGCCGGCAGGGUGGCAGUCCCUACUCUCUUUCACCAUCCUGUUCCUGGCCUGGCUGGCCGGCUUCAGCUCCAGGCUUUUCGCUGUCAUUCGCUUCGAGAGCAUCAUUCACGAGUUUGACCCUUGGUUCAACUACAGGUCAACUCACUACCUCACCACCAAUGGCUUCUACGAGUUUCUCAACUGGUUUGAUGAGAGAGCCUGGUACCCUCUGGGCAGGAUAGUAGGAGGAACGGUGUACCCAGGCCUGAUGGUCACAGCAGGUCUUAUUCACUAUGUCCUCAACCUACUGCACAUUACCGUCCACAUUCGGGAUGUGUGUGUGUUCCUGGCACCGGUCUUCAGUGGCCUGACCUCUAUCUCCACCUUUCUGCUGACAAGGGAGCUAUGGAACCAGGGGGCGGGGCUGCUGGCAGCCUGCUUUAUUGCUAUCGUCCCUGGUUAUAUCUCCCGCUCCGUGGCAGGAUCCUUUGACAAUGAAGGCAUCGCCAUCUUUGCCCUGCAGUUCACCUACUACCUCUGGGUGAAGUCGGUGAAGACAGGUUCAGUCUUCUGGACUAUUGGAUGCUGCCUGUCCUAUUUCUAUAUGGUUUCAGCCUGGGGUGGCUACGUGUUUAUUAUCAACCUUAUCCCUCUCCAUGUCUUUGUCCUGUUGCUCAUGCAACGCUUCAGUCGGAGAGUCUACAUAGCUUACAGCACCUUCUACAUUGUCGGCCUGGUCCUCUCCAUGCAGGUCCCCUUUGUGGGCUUCCAGCCAAUCAGAACCAGCGAACACAUGGCUGCAGCAGGUGUCUUCGUGCUGCUUCAGGUCUAUGCCUUCCUGCAGUACCUGAAGGACAGACUGACACGGCAGGAGUUCCAGACUCUUUUCUUCCUUGGAGUGUCUGUGGCUGCUGGGGUGGUUUUCCUCUCAGUCAUCUACCUGACAUACACUGGCUACAUCGCACCAUGGAGUGGACGCUUCUACUCCCUGUGGGACACUGGCUAUGCUAAGAUCCACAUCCCCAUCAUAGCAUCUGUGUCUGAACACCAGCCCACCACCUGGGUGUCCUUCUUCUUUGACCUUCACAUCCUGGUCUGCACAUUCCCAGCAGGCCUGUGGUUCUGCAUUAAAAACAUCAACGAUGAGCGGGUCUUUGUGGCUCUUUACGCCAUAAGCGCUGUGUACUUCGCCGGUGUGAUGGUGCGUUUGAUGCUGACUCUGACUCCAGUAGUGUGCAUACUGUCAGCCGUGGCCUUCUCCAGUGUCUUUGAACACUACCUUGGAGACGACAUGAAGAGACAGAGUCCGCCUGCAGAGGACAGCAGUGACGAGGACGACAGGAAGAACGCCAGCAACCUCUAUGACAAGGCUGGUAAGGUGCGUAAACACGUCUCUGAGCAGGAGAGGGCAGAAGAAGGACUGGGCCCCAACAUCAAGUCCAUCGUCACCAUGUUGAUGUUGAUGCUGCUCAUGAUGUUUGCAGUCCACUGCACCUGGGUCACCAGCAAUGCCUACUCCAGCCCUAGUGUAGUGUUGGCAUCUUAUAAUCAUGACGGAUCUCGUAACAUUUUGGACGACUUCAGAGAGGCAUAUUAUUGGCUGAGGCAGAACACAGACGAGCAUGCCAGAGUGAUGUCAUGGUGGGACUAUGGCUACCAGAUAGCUGGGAUGGCAAACAGAACUACUCUAGUGGACAACAACACGUGGAACAACAGUCAUAUAGCACUGGUGGGUAAAGCCAUGUCUUCAAACGAAACGGCAGCUUACGAAAUAAUGAGGUCCCUGGACGUUGACUACGUCCUGAUCAUCUUCGGCGGUGUGAUUGGUUAUUCAGGGGACGACAUCAACAAGUUCCUGUGGAUGGUGCGAAUUGCAGAGGGGGAACACCCCAGAGACAUCAGGGAGAGUGACUACUUCACACCGCAGGGUGAGUUCAGAGUGGACAAAGCUGGUUCACCAACCCUCCUCAACUGCCUGAUGUACAAAAUGUCUUAUUACCGGUUUGGAGAAAUGCAGCUGGACUUUCGGACACCGCCAGGCUUCGACCGCACUCGCAACGCUGAGAUUGGCAACAAGGACAUCAAGCUGAAGCAUCUGGAGGAAGCCUUUACAUCGGAGCACUGGUUGGUGAGGAUUUAUAAGGUAAAGAAGCAGGAAAACAGAGACCGUGUGGAGCACAACCUGCGAAGUACGGACACCACCAAGCAGAAGUACACCUCCAAAAAGACAGCCAAGAGGAAGCGUGGGUACAUCAAGAACAAGCUGUCCAUCAAGAAGGGCAAGAAAGUGACCAAGAAGUCUCUAUAGAAAACCCACUGACAACUGAGGCACAGUGUGAACGGAAGAUAGGGAAAAAUCUUAAACACGGUACUUAAAAAAAAAAAAAAAAAAACA